Molecule: messenger RNA, 2444 nt
Organism: Styela clava
Lineage: Eukaryota; Metazoa; Chordata; Ascidiacea; Stolidobranchia; Styelidae
Product: malonyl-CoA decarboxylase, mitochondrial-like
Biological process (GO): malonyl-CoA catabolic process; fatty acid biosynthetic process; acetyl-CoA biosynthetic process
Cellular component (GO): mitochondrial matrix; peroxisomal matrix
Molecular function (GO): malonyl-CoA decarboxylase activity
Source: RefSeq, a predicted model, not a curated record
GAUGAAUCACUGAUUUUGUGCUGUGGAUACUAGUUUCUGAGAUUACUAUUUCCAAAACGAAUUAAGUAUACUUAAUCGGGGUGUAGAAGUUCAGUUUGAAAUCACUUUGUUUGACUUGAUGCAGCUUUGAGUCAUUGACUCGACUUGAGUUACUAUUUAUCAAAGACUUCUUCAAAGAGAUUCUUAUGAUCAGGAGUCAAGUGACUUAUACCAGGGUGGUCCAAACCCAGGCCUGCGGGCCACAUGUUGCACGCCGCUCCAUUAUCUGUGGCCCACGUCACAUUUGUGGGAGAGUAAACAAAAAAUCCCAUUUCAGCAUUUGGUGUAGUUUCAGCAUAAAAAUAACCAGAAAAUGCCACAAUGCUUGUUUGAUAUGCCCGCAAGUUGUGUUGGUGACAUCUAAAACAGCAUUUUCUUCCUGUGACACUUUCUCCGUUAUAAAGAGUUUGAAAUCUUACACUAAAUGUAGAUAUAGUAAGAUUUUUGCAGGUUUUAGUGAGUUUUUUAGUGUUUUUUUCAUGAGUUAGCUUGAUGAAUGACAAAUAAUGAUCAAGUGUUUGGACAAUGAAAAUGUUUGUUUUAUAUUGCACUGUUUACCUAUUAUUAGCACUUUUGUGGCCCGCGAGGCCGACAACCUUGGAACGCCCUGACUUAUACCCACACUGCCUGACUGUUGAGAUAUGGCUGCCUGGUUUGGAUAAAUACCCACGCUUACACAACUAUCUAUUGUUUGGGAAAUUCAAUCUGAUUGAGUUGGUCCUUAUCAUGUAUGACUUAUUGUAUCGAUGUGAUGCAAUUUUUGUGACUGCUAUUAAUUAAUGAAUAUUGAAAUGAUUUCUUUUAUCACUGAUAUGUGUCAAUGGUAUAUGACCAUAAAGUUAUUAUUAUUUUUAGAAAUGACAUGAUAGUACGUAAAGUUAAAUCAUUUAUAUGGCGAUCAUCAUUCGGUAUGCUGCAAGGCCAAGGGAUGACAAGUUUAAAGCUGUCUCGCUUUUCUUCAAGUAACAGUGACAUGGAAAACUUGACCAAUGACAUUAUGAAAUCAGUCGAAAAUGAAAAAUAUAGACAAGACGGAGGAAGGAUUUUGAAAAAGGAAAGUCUUGAAAAAUUUGUGGAAAUUUACAAAACUAUGUCAGACUAUGAAAAAAGAAAUAUAUAUUUAUCUUUAUUUAAAUCAUAUGGAUGUAACAGAGAAUUACUCCAGAAGCAAUGUGAGAGCUUGGCUAAUUCAUACAAGGAUAAAAAUGGAAUAUCAACACUACUCAGAAGUGAGAGGAAAUUAAACCAAUUGUUGAAACCAACAUACUAUACGUUUCUCACUCAACUCGGCAGUCUAAAUGACGGAGUGAAAUUUUUGAUUGACAUGAGAAAAGAUACAAUUACUGAAGCAAGGAGAGGCGAAGGGCCAAGAGAAGAAGCAGAUGCUGUCUUGCAUUUGUCAGAAGAUAUCAAGGAAAUACUGAGCCUGUGGUUUUCUGUAGGACUUCUUCAACUUCGUAGAAUAACAUGGGAAACUUCUGCUAACAUACUUGAAAAGUUGGCAAAGCAUGAAGCUGUACAUACAGUUAGAAAUUGGAUGGACUUGAAACACAGACUGGGUCCCAAUCGCCGUUGUUAUUCAUUUUUUCACGAAAGCAUGCCGCAUGAACCUAUCAUCGUUCUACAUGUUGCGUUGACUCAAGAUAUAUCUGAUAACAUUAAGGAAAUAUUAGAUUACAGAGAGACUGGAAAGGGUUAUGAUCCACAGGAAGCAAAUUGUGCAAUAUUUUACUCAAUCACUUCAACACAGAAGGGGCUUCAGGGAAUUGAACUUGGUGCCUACUUGAUACAAGCUGUAGUGGAUCAGCUCAAAUCUGAAUUACCAGGCUUGGAAACAUUUUCAAGUCUCUCUCCAAUUCCUGGUUUUAGGAGAUGGUUACUCAGUGGACUUAAUGAUGGAUCAUUGGCUAUGCAAUUAGAAGACUCUGAUUUGGGUGACCUGGAACGUGUGAGAAGCCAAUAUGAGGAUGCAUCUGAAAACUUGAACGAUUAUCUCAAAGAAUUGGUUACAGAUACAAGAAAAUUGAAGAACAAAAAGCAUGAUGUUCAUGUAAGAAAACUUCUGACGAAAUUGUGUGCAAUCUACAUAUGCAAAAUCAAACGACGUAGCUAUGCUCUGGACCCGGUCACCAAUUUUCAUCUUAAAAAUGGUGCUACAGUAUGGAGGGUCAAUUGGAUGGCUGAUGAAAGCCUAUCUGGGAUGCAACAGUCUUGCGGCCUCAUGGUGAAUUAUCGCUAUUUUUUAAAUAAAAUGGCAGAUAAUUCGAAUAAAUAUAUCACAAAGCAGACUAUUGAUAUGUCUGAAGAAGUUUACGGAUUGUUACAAAAAGAUCACUUGUCCAGUCAUUUGUAAUUUUAUGUUAAUUUAUAUACAUUUAACUGUGCAAUAAAUAAAUGAUAAUUCA